Miscanthus lutarioriparius is the source of this 948-nucleotide messenger RNA. The record is from the annotation of a GenBank genome assembly. Lineage: Eukaryota; Viridiplantae; Streptophyta; Magnoliopsida; Poales; Poaceae.
AUGGAGGACCUCGCGGGUUCGCGUGGCGGCGGGGGGUGCGGUGGUCUUGACGCGCAGAUCGAGCAGCUCAUGGAGUGCCGCCCGCUCCCAGAGACGGAGGUUAAAACACUGUGUGAGAAGGCCAAGGAGAUAUUAAUGGAGGAAAGCAAUGUUCAGCCAGUUAAAAGCCCUGUGACAAUUUGUGGUGAUAUUCAUGGCCAAUUCCAUGAUCUUGUAGAACUUUUCCGGAUUGGUGGGAAGUGUCCAGAUACGAAUUAUUUGUUUAUGGGUGAUUAUGUGGAUCGUGGCUAUUACUCUGUUGAGACAGUAACGCUUUUGGUUGCACUUAAGGUGCGGUACCCACAACGCAUCACAAUUCUUCGUGGAAACCAUGAGAGUAGGCAGAUCACACAGGUGUAUGGCUUCUAUGAUGAAUGCCUACGAAAAUAUGGCAGUGCAAAUGUCUGGAAGAUCUUCACCGAUCUUUUUGAUUAUUUUCCGUUGACAGCAUUGGUGGAAUCAGAAAUUUUCUGCCUCCAUGGCGGUUUAUCUCCAUCCAUUGAGAAUCUUGAUAGUGUUCGUAGUUUAGAUCGUGUCCAAGAGGUCCCUCAUGAGGGACCUAUGUGUGACCUUCUAUGGUCUGAUCCUGACGAUCGAUGUGGCUGGGGCAUAUCUCCUCGGGGCGCUGGAUACACUUUUGGCCAAGACAUAUCGGAACAGUUUAAUCACACCAACAAUCUUAAACUUGUAGCUCGGGCUCACCAGUUGGUUAUGGAGGGAUACAACUGGGCACAUGAACAAAAGGUGGUGACCAUAUUCAGCGCACCUAAUUACUGUUACCGGUGUGGUAACAUGGCAUCCAUCCUCGAGGUUGAUGAUUGCAGGAAUCACACAUUUAUUCAGUUUGAGCCAGCUCCUAGGAGAGGUGAACCAGAUGUGACACGGAGGACACCUGAUUAUUUCCUUUGA